Xiphias gladius (swordfish) is the source of this 1949-nucleotide messenger RNA. It is a transcript of the gene mrps31, whose product is annotated as mitochondrial ribosomal protein S31. NCBI's taxonomy places the organism in Eukaryota, Metazoa, Chordata, Actinopteri, Istiophoriformes, Xiphiidae. Gene Ontology annotation, molecular function: structural constituent of ribosome. The coding region runs from base 274 to 1593 and encodes 439 amino acids. The record is from RefSeq and is a predicted model, not a curated record. The transcript has 7 exons. Gene Ontology annotation, cellular component: mitochondrial small ribosomal subunit.
GUAGAGUGACCGCCUCAAGAUUCUUGAUAUGUAACUUAGCAAUAAUCAGUUAAGGACGUGUGUUUUAAAUUGGAAAAUAUUCAAUGCCACAAUUAAAGAGUCUUACAUUAUAACUAAUAAUUAAAUGUCAGUUUCCCUACGAAAAGUACUGUACCGUCCCUUUACAAAAAAGACCUCGGAACCAAUGUUAUCCUCGAUUUCAAGGGGGUGACCUUAUGUUGCAACAACAGAGACAAAUGUCAGGAACGUGGAAGGACAUUGCAAGAAGCAACCAUGUAUAGAUUUAUAUUCCGGACUGUUUACACGGCUCGAAGUUCUUCAGUCGGUGUCUAUGAGUUGCUAGCUAAAUGCGACAAGGCUUCAGUUUUCAGGGUUGCAAAUGGAGAUGGAGUCAAAGCAAUCAGCACAAGUUCAGUUAAUCUUUGUGAGAAGAAAGACGAUGUUGUCCUCCCUAAUCACGAUGAGAAAACAAAUGCAGAUGAAAAGGCGGACCCAACAGAGAGUCCAGCUAUGGCUACACAGAAAGCUGAAGAUGAAAGCAAAGUCAUCAAGAUGGCCGAACAAAGGACAGAUGAUGGAAGUGCUAUGCAGCAGCAGAUGGAUGUCAAAAUUGAACAGAAUGUGGCAAAGCCGAAACAAGUAAAGACUGAUGCAGCCAAGAGUGGGAAGGAGAGUCUCCUUGACCUUCUGGGAGCCAUGAAGGUGGAAGUUACAAAUAAAAGGAAGCUCAAAAUCAUGAAAGCGAAACAAAAUUAUGAGCCUACCCCCAAAUCAAAGCCAGCUACUAUGGAGAGCACCAUCAGUAUGUUUCAGGAGGCUACAGUGGAGGCUUCAUCACAGAGUGAGACACUGGAUUCUGAACUGGUUGCAGCUGCGUCUGCUGCUGCCUCCACUCUGCCUAACCGCACCCAGGCCGAGUCUGAGCUGCUGAGGCAGUUGAGGGAGCACGAGGCCAUCACUGAGGCUCAGAAGAAAGGGGACAUGAACAACCUCGGCGUAAUUAUCGCUGACAUGAAGGUAGGAAAGAAUCCCAACCGACAGAAUGCUCGGCCAGCUAAUCAGAUCCAGUUUGAUGAUGACGGGCGAGGGUACACACAGGACAGAGGAAUCACUGCUGAGCUGGACGGUGUUCUGAGAAGGAGGAACUUGUUCAGAGGGAAAAGACUUAACAUCUUCUCCCCCACUACUGAUGGAGAUGCAGUUGAAUCAACAGUUGCACGGCCAACUUUAUGGGACAUGGACUUUGCUAAUCAGUUGUCUCUGUCAAUCAACCAAAUACCCCGCAAUGGGUAUGAGGAAAUGAUCCAGUGGACCAAAGAGGGUAAAAUGUGGCAGUACCCAAUCAACAAUGAAGCCGGCCUGGAGGAGGAAGCCAGUGUCCCGUUCCAUGAGCAUAUCUUCUUAGAGAAACACUUGAAGGAGGGCUUUCCCCGUCAGGGACCAGUGCGUCACUUCAUGGAGCUCGUGGUGGCCGGUCUGUCCAGAAACCCCUACCUGACGGUCCAGCAGAAGAGGGAACACAUUUCCUGGUUUAGAGACUACUUCCACCAAAAAGAAGACAUCCUCAAGGAGGCUGAUGUUUACCUCAACUAAGCUUAGGACAAUUAAAUAUUUUUUCAACAUUUGUUGAAUUUGAACACAUAUAAGCAAUACCCAUUUUCAGGGUGGGGCCUUGCAACCAUGAUUAUCUUUACCCAGAUUAACAGGUUACAGUAGAAAAACUCUUCCAGGAGGCCUAUUAGUGUGGAUUUGCAUAAAGUCUGCGUCACAGUGUCAACCAUUGUACAGUAUCUACUGUUUGUAAAAUGUUGAUCAGACCAUAGAACCACUGUUUAAUCACUUCAACACUGGUUUGUGGCAUGAUGGAGGAAGACUGCAGGAAGGAAGUGACAUGUUGCUGAUACAAGUGCUUGUACAAGAUAUACAAACAAUAUAAAGCAGCAAAGAUA